AUGGCCGAAAUAAAGCCCGGUUGCCAGUGCGUUAAUAGACUGAUUGUCGAAAACCCUUGGUUCUGCAAGAAUCCUCUCUUUUGGACCGCCCAGCACCUUGAGCUCAUCAAGAUCCGCUUCCGACGCAUCGAUGCCCUCCCCGAAAUUCGAGAGUAUUAUGAAGUCAAGGAAGAUGACCCUCUUUACCAGUUGGCUCAGAGCUUCGCAAAGAGCAUUACUUCUGGAUCUAAGAGCGCUGCCUUUGCCAAAAUUCUUCAUCUAAUGGACACCAAACUGUCGCAUUUUCCCCAAGAAAAAGCCGUCUUCAUGUUUGACACCAAAGACGUUCACGUCUCGGACUGUUACAUCUACCAUUAUGGCUCUCCCGCUCUGUGCGAGGUUCCCAUCGUUGGCUACUUUCACUACGACGACGUGAAAUGGGCGCGCCUCAAGAAAAUCCGCCCUCAAAGUAACCCCGGCGACGGCGGAAACCCCCCUAUGGCUCGAGUCUGUCGUAUCCGACUUCGCAAAGUCAUUCCCACUGAGUGGUCCGAGGAUCCCUACCUCGUCGGUCUGAUUCUAUCCCUAGCCCAGUAG
Molecule: messenger RNA, 576 nt
Organism: Fusarium venenatum
Lineage: Eukaryota; Fungi; Ascomycota; Sordariomycetes; Hypocreales; Nectriaceae
Source: RefSeq, a predicted model, not a curated record